GGGCGUGGCCUAUACCGGAAGUGCGGGUGGAUCUUCGCGUAGCAUGUAGAGCGUCAAUUUCACACAAUAACAGACAGAAAUCAAGCAUGGCCCUCAACAACAAUCACUCUGAAUGUGGAGGUGUUAUCAUCAACAACAGCGAAAGUGUCUUGAUGUCAUAUGAGAAUGUGGAGCUGCUGUUCAGUGACGCAGAACGCUUGCCAGAAGCCUUCAGAAAAAGCAAGAAGGGAAGCAUCUACCUGACACCUUACAGGGCGAUCUUCUUGACUAAAGGGAAGGACCCCCUGCAGUCCUUCAUGAUGCCGUUUUAUCUUAUGAAGGGCUGUGAGGUCAAACAGCCAGUACUUGGUGCCAACUACAUCAAGGGCACGAUCAGCGCUGAGCCUGGAGGUGGCUGGGAAGGUUCUGCAACCUUCAAGUUGAUUUUUGUUGCCGGAGGAGCGAUUGAGUUUGGACAGUGCAUGCUACAGGUGGCAGCACAGGCAUCCAGAGGGCAACCGGUGACUGUAAAUUACGGCUGUCCUUACAUGGCGAACGGGGCGUUCGCUUACCCUCCUCCUCCUCCUGCUAACGGCAUGUAUUCGGCCGCACCACCUCCGCCUGGAUACGCCUACCCUGGACCUCCACCUCCAGGUGGAUUUUACUCCAACCCUCCUGGCUUUGAUGGACCAGCAGCCUACAUGCCUCCUCCGCCGUAUACAGCUCCGAUGAGCCACGCUCCUCCAGACCCAGACCUGCCCAGAACCCCCGCAGCCGAAGCAAAAGCAGCUGAAGCUGCAGCGAGCUCCAGCGCGACUACGUUUGCUCCGACGCGGGUCUACCUGCCCGAG
This is a messenger RNA of Sinocyclocheilus grahami, 830 nucleotides long. Its product is annotated as WW domain-binding protein 2-like. The record is from RefSeq and is a predicted model, not a curated record. The transcript has 7 exons. The annotation marks the transcript as partial. Gene Ontology annotation, molecular function: chromatin DNA binding; transcription coactivator activity. NCBI's taxonomy places the organism in Eukaryota, Metazoa, Chordata, Actinopteri, Cypriniformes, Cyprinidae. Gene Ontology annotation, cellular component: nucleus. Gene Ontology annotation, biological process: positive regulation of DNA-templated transcription.